Mercenaria mercenaria is the source of this 783-nucleotide messenger RNA. RefSeq names its product structural maintenance of chromosomes protein 4-like. NCBI's taxonomy places the organism in Eukaryota, Metazoa, Mollusca, Bivalvia, Venerida, Veneridae. The transcript has a single exon. The coding region runs from base 133 to 783 and encodes 216 amino acids. The record is from RefSeq and is a predicted model, not a curated record.
ACAUACUUUAGAACAAAUGCAGGAAACGGAGACCGCCUUUGAUGCAAGAGUCACUUCACAACGAAAGAAAAUGCAACAUUUGAAAGUGAGUUGGAGCAAUGUAUUCUAACAAUUAACUGUAAAACGGUACAAAUGACGGAAAUGAGUAAAGUAAAUAAACAUUUAGAAAAGAAUGUAAAGGAAAAUGAUAGAAUAAUACGUAAACAAGGUGAACAAUUGAAUUGCACUUUGAAUAGACUGCAAGAAAUAGAAACUGAAUUUGUUGGAACAAAUAUCUCAUUAAAGAAGAAAGAACAGGAGCUUGAGCGUCUUGAUCAGAAAGUAAAAGAUCUGGAGGAAACGUUAACAAAGAUGAGGACGGAAAUUAAUGGUGGAAAUGAACGUCUCCUAAAUCAGGUGAAGGAAAAGGAUAAACAACUAUCUGAUCUGAGUGAUCAGCUGCACGAAGCUUUCGAACAAUUACAUGAAAACGAUAUUAAACAGGGUGAAACUAUAACCUCACUAAAGCAAGAAAACGUGCAUCUUGUGACACGAGUUAAUAGUAGUGAAAUGCAAGUGUACACUCUAGAGAAAAUGUUAGACAACACAAUUUCCGAAAUAACUGAUAUAAAUGAACGAUCUGCAAACAACGCUGCAAAUGAAAAUGAUGAUCAGAUAUCUGACAUGAAAGUUCAGCUGGACCAUACUUUAAAAUCAAUGCAUGACAAAAAGUCUGACUUGAAUGGCCUUAUCACAACACUGAAGAAAAAAUCUCGGGAAAGGAUGAUCAGAUGCUUGAAUUAA